Messenger RNA from Sinocyclocheilus grahami, 3329 nucleotides. Its product is annotated as PH and SEC7 domain-containing protein 1-like. Gene Ontology annotation, molecular function: protein binding; phospholipid binding; guanyl-nucleotide exchange factor activity. The record is from RefSeq and is a predicted model, not a curated record. Gene Ontology annotation, biological process: regulation of ARF protein signal transduction. The coding region runs from base 71 to 2143 and encodes 690 amino acids. Lineage: Eukaryota; Metazoa; Chordata; Actinopteri; Cypriniformes; Cyprinidae. The transcript is spliced from 15 exons.
UGAAAGAACAGAUGGACAGGAGAAUGGGGAGGAGAAGGAGGAGGAUGUUGCGAGCUGGGUCACUGUCAGGAUGCAGGGUGAUGUGAGGAGGCUGUUGGCUGAUCAGCGAGAUGAGGAAGAGGAGUUUUACAGCAUGAUGCUAAAGAGGCCUCAAGAUAAUUUCAGUAACAACCACCCAGCUCUAAAAUCUCCCAUCCUGGUCCGUGGUCCUCGCAGAAGGUCCGGAGACAGUUUGGACACGUUCAGCCGGCAUUUUGAGAACAUCAUGGAGUCACACCGUGCCAAGGGCACCUCCUACAGCAGUCUGGACAGUCUCGACCCUCUGACCUCUAGCACUCAAACUGUCCUGACCUUUGACCUCCCCACACUGACUCCACAGGUGCUGGGUCAGAUCUACCAGAGCGCUUGGCAAAUCGUGGAGCUCAGCUUUGCGCCAUUGGCACACGUAGAGAUGCCCAGCCUGUCAGAGUCUGCACUGACGAUAACAGGGGAUACGGAUGCCACACGGGCACCAUCCAGCGAACGUCUCAGCAGCGGGUCCGACGACCGCAACGGACAAAGCUGGCAGAGCAACCCACCACUUUCACUGCCCAGAGAGAAAUCUCCUCGCUUUGCUGCGGACCCAGAUUUGGAUCAGGAGCCGAGCGAGCGUUUGGGUUUGGGCAGUAAUGACACUCUCAGUAACGGUAACCGCGCCGAUCUGGACUCUGCCAAACGUCUGGCCAAGCGGCUCUUCAACCUCGACGGCUUCAGGAAGUGCGACGUUGCACGUCAUUUGAGUAAAAACAAUGACUUCAGUCGCCUGGUGGCAGAGGAAUAUCUGCGCUACUUCAAUUCUACUGAAAUGACUUUGGACCAAGCACUAAGGGCAUUUCUGCUAGAGUUUGCUCUGACCGGUGAGACGCAGGAGAGAGAGCGGAUCUUAGCACACUUUUCCCGUCGAUAUGUGCAGUGCAAUUCAUCUCUCACGCUAUCUGAAGACUGUGUCCACACGCUGACCUGUGCUCUUAUGCUGCUCAACACAGACCUGCACGGCCACAAUGUUGGCAAGCGAAUGUCCUGCACUCAGUUCAUCGGGAAUCUGGAAGGACUAAACAGCGGCCAUGAUUUUCCUAAAGAACUCCUUAAGGCCCUGUACAACUCUAUUAAAAAUGAAAAGCUGCAGUGGACAAUCGAUGAAGAAGAGUUGCGCAAGUCGUUCUCGGAGCUGGGUGAGCAGCGAGGAGAGUCUAACUCCAGAGAAGUGAAGCAGACGGCCUGCGGCUUCCUUACUCCGUCCGGAGCGCUGCUCUACAAAGCCGGUUUUCUGGUGAGGAAGGUCCACGCAGACUGUGACGGGAAGAGAACACCUCGUGGAAAAAGAGGAUGGAAAACAUUUUAUGCUGUUCUUAAGGGACUCAUCCUUUACCUGCAGAAAGGUGAGUAUCAGCCAGAUAAACAGUUAUCGGAUGAGGAUUUGAAGAAUGCGGUGUCUAUUCAUCAUUCCCUGGCCAUCAGAGCCACAGACUACAGCAAACGGCCAAACGUGUUUUACCUCCGGACCGCUGACUGGAGAGUCUACCUCUUUCAGGCCCCGAAUGCUGAACAAAUGCAGUCUUGGAUCACACGCAUCAACACGGUGGCGGCCAUGUUUUCAGCCCCGCCCCUCCCUGCUGCCAUUGGCUCACAGAAGAAAUUCAGUCGACCGCUGCUGCCAGGCUCCGCCUCCAAGCUGUCACAGGAGGAGCAGGUACAGGCUCAUGAAGCUCGAUUUCGCUCCAUCUCCACUGAGCUUGCACAACUGCGCUCUUAUCCGCCUGACAGAAAGGUGAAAGGUCGUGAACUCGAGGAGUACCGGCUGAGAGAGGAGUAUCUGGAGUUUGAGAAAACGCGCUAUGAGACGUACAGCAUGCUCCUGCGGGCGAAGCAGCGCUGCGGCGACGAUGACCUGUCAGUGUUUGAGGCCAUGCUCCUGGAGGAAGGUGCGCUACAGAGAGCUCAGUCCAGCCCCACGCUUCAGGACAGCAGUAUGACCUGCAGCACCAGAGACGGCGCGAGCCAAAGCAUCGCUGCUGAUGCACAAGAACCAUCUGGAAAUGGAAACAACGGCUGCUCCCGCGGUCAGGGCCAGAGACACAGCUACCGGCAGGCCGUCCGCAAGUGAAGCCACCACCGCCAUCCACAGGAAGCUCGCUGUACUGGAGAGGAAGUGAGGUCUCUCUCUUUCCUGUGUGCGCCCUCCUGCUCUGUGUGCCAUCAGGAAGGGGUGUUGAUUCCGACUGAAUCUGACUCUGUGAUUGGCUGAUGGCUGGGUGAUGUCACAAUACAAGGUGCUAUGGGAUCUGGAUGGGACAACGUGAUUAGGAUUCGGAGGAACGUAAAUAUGAAAUGCAUAACCUUCCUUUGCCUUCUAGUUCUCGGUUUCUUCUGCGAGUUCUUACCUGAAGCCAUUUCAUCGCACACUACCAAGUCAAAUCUGGGCCUAAACGUCUUCAAACCUUUAAAAUAUGAUCGUGUUAGAAGGUCUUCAGUUUUUGCAUUUCUAGAAAUAACUCAUUUGUUUACCAUGCAUAUUAAAAUUCACAAAUUCUGCUCAAAAUGGUCACGAAAAGUAUCAACGCUUGGCAGGGCGACGUCUAGGAUCUGUGUAUUUUGCACGGUGAAACACGAUGCUUGUUAUUUGUCAUAUGGGCGUCUCAUUUUGUCGUGUUUAUGAACGGUAGAUGAGCAGAAAACUGACUAGCCCGUAUGCAACUAGUUAUUUCUUCAUGUUGUUCUAAGCGUUAGCGAUCUGUAUUUGUACAGUAAUGCACAGGGACAUCAUAGUCACUAAAUGCACCAUCCGUUUGCUCUGCAAAACCCCGUUUUGCCCUAAAACGUCUUUUGCACUGAACACUAAAUAUAAUUACACUGCGAAACUCAUUUUCUCAAUCAGUAGUUUGCCUUUUUUCUUAUAAAAAUAUUUAAGCAUCCUUAAAAUUAGAUCUAUAAUUGAGAAACAAAUUUUGUAUAUUGUGUCUUGAAUUAAGUUUUUCUUACCUAAUUUACAGAUUGUAUUUUUCCCUAGUUUUUAAGCACAAACCUCACCAAAUUUUGUAAGAUGUAUGCGUAAAAUAGGAAAAAACUAUUCAGAAAAAAGAUCAACUUAAUUCAAGUUAUAUUCUCUGAAAACAAGUUUCAGUAUGCAAAUGUACAUGUUAAGAAUGUUUAGAUAUUUUUGUUGAAAAUCGAGACACCAAUUUAGUUGAGAAACCAUUUUUGUAUAUUGUCUUGAAUUAUAUCCAUUAACAAAUUUUGCAUAUGUCUUGAAUUAGGUUUUUCUCACCCCAUUGAAAAUAUUUUUUUCUUGU